AUGGUUGGAUGGGUGAAGCGGGCGCGUCCGAGCCGCGGCUGUAAUGAUGAGGCCGCGAACUAUGUGGCCAUGCCGCCAUGGUCAAUCUCGAACCAGUGCCUGUCUCGAACAGAGCAACUGGCAGGCUUGGUGCGGGACGAGUUCUUCCAUGGGUUGAACGCAGGAGAGGAUGCACAACAUGAGAGGCUGAGGAGGCACGGCAAGGCACAGGUGGCGGAGAGACAGGAGGAGGACUGCAGGACUGCAGGCGAGGAGGAGGAAGAAGACCGACGGAGGCCGCGCUUCCGUUCGCUAUUGCUCCACAAGCCUCUCCUCCUCCCAGUCUCUGGGCACUUUGGGCAAGACCCCUCGGACGGUGGACGCUUGCUCGAAACCGCCAAACUGCCCUCGCCCGUUGACCCUGUCUUCGUCUCCCCUUCCAUUGCCCACGUCUGCGCAUCACUCUUGAAGGCCUCCACUCCCCUCUCACUCCUCUCAGAGAUUCUCCCUCACUCAAGGGUCACACGCUUCAACGCUUACCUUCUGCGUCUUGACCACGCCACACACAUUCCUCCUUCGAGCUUCACGAAGCACUUCCAUGGCCUCAAGACCCACGGCGGCCGAUCAAACGCGGAUAUUCUCCCACAACCAGAAAACCGUCACCGCCUAACUUCAAGUGCUUGCUCGACAACAGUACUGACUACUCCGUACUUUACCCCCAUUCCCCGGGUCUGUCAAUUCCCACUACGGUCGACCAGCCGACUUGGCUUUUGCUCGCUGUCGUCACGUCGCCACGAAUCUUCACCAAGUCUUGAUCCACCCUCAAACGCCCGGUCGCUCGACCAUGCCAGCUUGACAAUCGCGCGGUCCGAACUCUUGCGUCGCACAUUCAGCCCUUUCCUCCUACCCUGGGACCCACAUUCCGUUCUCCCUCUCGUUCAACAACCGAAUCUUCUUCCUCUACUCCUUCGGCUUCGUCCCGUCUCAAGUAUCGAUCUUUCUCUCCUGGUCAUCACCAAGAGAAACACUGUCGAUUACUUCGCGGGCGAGUAA
This is a messenger RNA of Colletotrichum lupini, 1032 nucleotides long. RefSeq lists its product as uncharacterized. The coding region runs from base 1 to 1032 and encodes 343 amino acids. Lineage: Eukaryota; Fungi; Ascomycota; Sordariomycetes; Glomerellales; Glomerellaceae. The record is from RefSeq and is a predicted model, not a curated record. The transcript has 4 exons.